Molecule: messenger RNA, 1128 nt
Organism: Acaulospora colombiana
Lineage: Eukaryota; Fungi; Glomeromycota; Glomeromycetes; Diversisporales; Acaulosporaceae
Source: the annotation of a GenBank genome assembly
AUGCAUGCUGUCUUUCUACCCCCAACCCAAAAUCACGCCAGUCAACCCUAUGUUUUAUACGAAAUGAUUUCUCCUGAUUCGAUAGUGCCCCAUAAUGUUUAUUGUGGUCUAGUGUCUGUUGGUAUCGGUCAAGUGUGUACAUUUUUAACCAAUGUUUAUCUAGAAAAUAGUACAAUACCUGUAUAUCAAAAUGUUUAUUUCCUAUCAUCAGGGGAGGUGAUAAAAAUCUCUCAGGGGCCGAACAACUUCAAUAUGAGUAUUAUUAUUACGCUAGGGACCAUGGACACGAUGCCCUUUGGUGGUUACACGUUUAGACAUUCAUUUUAUGACGUUAGUACCAACAAUAGUUAUUUCACUCUAUACGCGUAUGACGACAACGAAACACAAAUUCUGGAACUAGGACCCAUUGUUACAAAUCAAUUUGGUACGAGUAAUAUUAUGAGCAAUAAUACUUUACUAGUUGCUAUUCCCGGACAAAAUGCUUCUUGGACUUUGUACACAUAUCAAUUACCUAAAGUUCGUCCCGAUUUGGAUGGCGGUUACGGAAAUCUCGAAAUAAAUUCUACUAAUCCUGGGAUUGACGGCACUGUUGAACCAUUUACCGACACUAGCAUUAACAUCACCUUUAACGAUCAAGUUGAGUUAUCGAGUGCCAACAUUUCUAUCUAUCACACUACUACUAACAACCUUCGACAAUUUAUUAUAUUGUCGAAUAUUGAAUCAUUAGAUAAUUCUGAAGAGGGGAAAUUUUCAGACGCGGUUAGCGGUACACUCUACCUUACUGCAAAUGCCACAUCGACAUUCCUGAGACUUAAUAAAUCCGAGAAAUCGACAUAUAUUUCCGAACUACUAGGCGAAAUUUCUAUCAUGGUACCAGUUCGACUAUCUCGACUAAGUUCAAAUGGGAAUUACCAGCAUAUUAAUGCGGAAACCCCAUCUGAACAAAUAUUUAUUUCCGUUUAUGUGAACAAGCCAAAAAAUAAUAGAAAUGAGAGAAAUGUUUCGGGAGUUUUCGCCGAUUUAAACUUCAUGAUUAAAAACAAACAAGUUACCAGUAUCUCCUAUGGUUCCAAAACAAAUGAUCUGGACCCGAAUUUUGGUUUCAGACCAGUCCGACAAAAGCUUUAA